This is a messenger RNA of Pomacea canaliculata, 553 nucleotides long. Its product is annotated as nuclear receptor 2C2-associated protein-like. The record is from RefSeq and is a predicted model, not a curated record. Bases 47 to 532 code for a protein of 161 amino acids. The transcript has 4 exons. NCBI's taxonomy places the organism in Eukaryota, Metazoa, Mollusca, Gastropoda, Architaenioglossa, Ampullariidae.
UGGUGGGGGAUGAUCAGCCUACAUUAAAACAUCACCAUCCACCUAGAUGGUAGAAAAAGAACUUAAACUCAAUGGUGAUAAAAGGCAAACUCUCUUAUGCUUGAGAAGAAAUCAAUCUUCGCUGGUCAGUCUGCCCAAGCACAUAAGAGUUAGCUCAGUACUUAAUCGGGACGUUAAGCAAUUUGGAAAACAACAUCUCUUUGAUGAACAAGAGGAGACUUGUUGGAAUUCUGACCAGGGAUCACCACAGUUUAUUCAGGUAAACUUGGAUCAACCAGCUCAAGUAACUGAGGUCCAGAUCCAGUUUCAGGGCGGUUUUGUAGGAAAGGAGUGCCAGCUUGAAGUUAAAAAUACUGUUGACAACAAAUCUAAGAUCUGCAAUUUCUACCCCAAUGAUAUCAACUCUUUGCAAAGAUUUCCUGUUGACUGCUUGCCUGUUGCAGACAACCUCAAAAUAGUGUUCAACACAAGUACAGAUUUAUUUGGUCGUGUUAUAGUCUAUAAGUUGGAUGUCAUUGGAACAUUGAUGUGACAUAAAUUAUUUUUUCAACUU